AUGACUGAUAAUGGAGAAGGUCCUUUAGACCUUAUAAAGCUAACUCAUGACAAACUCUCUGUCGACGCGGUGUCUGACUCUGUGACUUGUCCUUCCUGUGGAGCAAUCUCUUUGUUCAUAGGAACCACUAGGGAUAAUUUUGAAGGAAAGAAGGUGGUGCUGCUGGAAUAUGAGGCAUACAUCCCAAUGGCGGAAAUGGAAUUUAAAAAAAUCUGCAAUGACAUUAGAGUAAGAUGGCCAGCUGUUAGGUAUAUCUGUAUCCAGCAUAGAUUAGGUGUGGUUCCUGUAACAGAGGCAAGUGUAAUAGUGGGGAUUUCAUCACCUCACAGAGGAGACUGUAUGGAGGCAGUGACAUACUGCAUAAAUACACUGAAAGCUAAAGUCCCUAUUUGGAAGAAGGAGAUCUAUGACACGGAGGAGUCUUGCUGGAAAGAGAACAAAGAGUGUUUGUGGGCAGGGAAACAGGACGGCACUAAGAAAUGUUGACCUCUGAUCAGUCAGAUGAAAUAAAGACUUCACACAGAUCCCAGAGCAAACUCGGAUGACUGGCCUUUCAAAGAUUUUCAUCAUUUUUUAAUUGAAUUUAUCAAAACCAAUGCUCAAAACCAGCAUAUAUAAAUGGGUAAAUUACUAGAAAGCCUUUACAUAAAAAAUAUAAAAAGUACCAGUGCAAAAUACCGUGUAAACAUUGAGCACAAUAAAUUAGUCUUGUUUUCUUUUGAUUGUGGCAACUGUCUAUGAAAAGUGAUGCCAUUAGGAAUGAGAGCAUUUUGUGACAAUCUAAUAAUUAGGAUUGUCUGAACACCUCAGUAUUAUUACCACUUAUUACCACCAUGUUGUUAACAGUUAGUUAUGAUAUCCAAGGCAUUUAAGAUGAAAUUUUUAAGUGAAUACAAAUAUGAAUUGCAACAUGCUAUUCCUUGGGACACAAACAUUCAAAAAUCAUUAAUAAAGAUUGUACAUUCUUUACAUUCAAGAAUGUGCUCAUA
Molecule: messenger RNA, 989 nt
Organism: Chanos chanos (milkfish)
Lineage: Eukaryota; Metazoa; Chordata; Actinopteri; Gonorynchiformes; Chanidae
Product: molybdopterin synthase catalytic subunit
Exons: 4
Coding region: 1-486 (161 amino acids)
Biological process (GO): Mo-molybdopterin cofactor biosynthetic process
Cellular component (GO): cytosol; molybdopterin synthase complex
Molecular function (GO): molybdopterin synthase activity
Source: RefSeq, a predicted model, not a curated record